GCACCAAAAAUAUAAUAUAAAAAGGAAGAAAUAGAGAGACAGAGAGAGGCACCAAGUAGUAUUGAUAAGUUAUUCAGUUAUCUUCUACUUUUCCAUUCCUAGAUAUGAAUCAAGCAAGUGGGUCAUCUUCUUCCUCACGUUUUAGAUGGCAUUUCGAUGUAUUUUUAAGCUUUCGAGGGGAAGACACUCGAUCCAACUUCACUAGUCAUCUUAAUAUGGCUUUGCGUCAAAGAGGAAUCAAUGUUUUUAUAGAUAACAAACUUUCAAGGGGUGAAGAAAUUUCUGCAUCUCUUUUGGAAGCUAUUGAAGGAUCCAAGAUCUCCAUUGUCAUAAUCUCUGAAAAUUAUGCUUCUUCCAGGUGGUGUUUGAAUGAGCUGGUGAAAAUCAUUAUGUGUAACAAAUUGAGAGGACAAGUGGUUUUACCAAUUUUCUACAAAGUGGAUCCAUCUGAAGUAAGAAAACAAAGUGGAAAAUUUGGAGAAGAAUUUGCCAAACUUGAAGUUAGAUUCUCGUCGGAGAAGAUGCAAGCAUGGAGGGAGGCCAUGAUCUCUGUUUCUCAUAUGUCUGGAUGGCCGGUUCCUAAGAAAGAUGACGAGGCCAAUUUGAUUCAAAGAAUUGUUCAAGAAGUCUGGAAGAAAUUAAAUCGUGGAACAAGAGAGAUGCGUGUACCUAAAUAUCCAGUUGGAAUAGAUAGACAAGUUAAUAAUAUACUCUCCCAAGUUAUGUCUGAUGAAAUAAUUACUAUGGUUGGAUUAUAUGGAAUUGGAGGUAUUGGCAAGACAACUUUGGCCAAAGCUUUAUACAAUAAAAUUGCUGAUGACUUUGAAGGUUGUUGCUUUUUGAUAAAUGUUAGAGAAGCUUCAAAUCAAUAUCGGGGUCUUGUUGAACUCCAAAAGGAGCUACUUCGUGAGAUUCUAAUGGAUGAUUCAAUCAAAGUUAGCAAUCUCGAUAUAGGAAUUAGCAUCAUAAGGGAUCGACUAUGCUCAAGAAAGAUUCUUUUGAUUCUUGAUGAUGUUGAUACGAGUGAACAACUAGAAGCAUUAGCAGGAGGACAUGAUUGGUUUGGACCAGGAAGUGUGGUCAUUGCGACAACAAGAAACAAACACUUACUUGCUAUUAAUGAAUUUGAUAUAUUGCAAAGUGUUCAGGGAUUGAAUGAUGUUGAAGCCUUCGAGCUUUUUAGCUGGCAUGCUUUUAAGAUGAGUUGUCCAUCAAGUCAUUAUUUAUACCUAAUUUCAAAACGUGCCGUAAGUUAUUGUAAAGGUCUUCCCUUGGCUUUGGAAGUUGUAGGUUCAUUCCUUUAUUCUAUUGAGCCAUCCAAGCUUAAACUUAUAUUGGAUGAAUAUGAAAACCAAUACCUUGACAAGGGCAUCCAAGAUCCUCUUCGAAUAAGUUAUGAUGGACUUGAAGAUGAAGUAAAAGAAAUUUUUCUUUAUAUUUCUUGUUGCUUUGUAGGAGAAGACAUCAACAAAGUUAAAAUGAAGUUAGAAGCAUGUGGUUGUUUAUGUUUGGAAAAAGGAACAACAAAACUCAUGAAUCUAUCACUUCUGACCAUUGAUAAAUCCAAUCGGGUUGAAAUGCAUAAUUUAAUACAACAUAUGGGUCGCACAAUUCAUCUUUUGAAGACUUCUACAUCUCAUAAAAGAAAAAGAUUGUUGAUUAAAGAUGAUGCUAUGGAUGUCUUAAAUGGGAAUAAGGAAGCAAAAGGAGUUAAAGCCAUAAAAUUAAGUUUUCCUAAAGCUACCGAGUUGGACAUUGAUUCAAGAGCUUUUGAAAAAGUGAAAAAUGUGGUAGUACUCGAAGUUGGCAAUGUCACAUCUUCAAAAGGUACUGAUCUUGAGUAUCUACCUAGUAGCUUAAGGUGGAUGAAUUGGCCUCAUUUUCCUUUUCCAUCUUUGCCUACAACCUACACAAUGGAGAACCUUAUGGAAUUGAAAUUGCCAUAUAGCUCCAUCAAACAUUUUGGAAGAGGAUUCAUGAGUGGUGAACGGUUGAAGGAAAUUGAUCUUAGUGGCUCUGAGUUUUUAGUGGAAAUUGCUGAUUUAUCUACUGCAACAAACCUUGAAAAGCUGAAUCUUUUAGGGUGUGUAAAUUUAGUAAAAGUUCAUGAUUCUGUGGGAUCUCUCACUAAGCUUGUUACAUUUUCUCUUUCUAGCAAUGUUAAGGGCUUUGAGCAGUUUCCACCCCACCUCAAGUUGAAAUCCCUUAAACUUUUGUCAAUGAAAAAUUGUAGAAUAGAUGAAUGGUGUCCUCAAUUUAGCGAAGAAAUGAAGUCUAGCCUAGAAGAAUUGUUGAUUCAAUAUAGUACUGUAAUUAAUCAGCUAUCUCCAACAAUUGGAUAUCUUACUAGCCUAAAACGUUUGUUUAUCAUAGAGUGCAUGAAGCUCAAAACUCUUCCAAGUACAAUUUAUCGUUUAAGGAAUCUUACUUUUUUAAGUGUCAUUAAAUCUGAUCUAUCAACCUUUCCUUCCUUAAAUAAUCCUUCUUCACCUUCCUUAUUUCCCUACCUAACAUCAUUACACCUUUCCAAUUGUAAGAUAACAAAUUUGGAUUUCUUAGAAACAAUGGUUCAUGUUGCCCCUACAUUGGAACGGUUGGACUUAUCUAGAAACAACAUUUGUAGAUUACCCUCAUGUAUUAUUAAUUUUAAAUUCUUGAAAUCUCUUGUUACAAUGGAAUGCAAGUUGCUUGAAGAAAUUCCAAAGGUUCCAAAAGGAGUAGUUUAUAUGAAUGCUAUAGGGUGCAUAUCAUUGACCAGAUUUCCUGACAACAUACCUGAUUUCAUAUGCUGUGAUGAUAAUGUGGAAUAUGAUAAAAAAGACCAAGUAAUCAAACAACUCAUUUUAAUGAAUUGUGAUAUUCCAGAUUGGUUCAGUUACAAGAGUAUGAACAAUUCAGUAACGUUUCUUUUUCCACUUAUUGAUUAUCUAAGUUGGAAAAGGAAGGCUUUUAUUACUCCCUGCGUCAAAUUUCAAGUUUCUAUUGAUCAACCAGUUGAGUUUAAAUGUAGAGUGUUUAUCAACGAUAUUGAAGUAAAAUAUGAUCGACGAAAGUGUUCAAUUUUUAGUUUGGAGUUAUUGCUUAAAUAUAGAAAAGUAUCACGAGGUGAGUAUCUAUGGAUGGCAGUAUAUCCUAUGCAUGUUAUGGAUAGCUCGCCGAAUUCCUCGAUAGGUAGUUUGGAUAAAAUUACAGUGUUAUUCAAGGUAAAUAGUCUUAGGUAUAGAGAUGGAGUAAGUAUAAAAAUGUGCGGUGUUCACCUCAUCGUGGAGGUAUAAUUUGGAGAAGAAUUUGACAAAGUUGAAGUUAAACUAUGCAAAUCUGGAGAGAGAGGCUCUAUUUACUCUUUUGGACUUCUAAUUUUUAUUUUUGUAAAUAUAUGUUAUAUGAAGAGAGCAUGUUAUUAUUCAAGGAUAAAGGGGAAUUGAUCUUUGAAUUCUUUUCGAUAAGAAUUUGAUUUUGUGCUUUUCUUUUUUAAUUUAUAUUCAAUAUCAGGAAAUUUCUCUGA
Molecule: messenger RNA, 3505 nt
Organism: Cucumis sativus (cucumber)
Lineage: Eukaryota; Viridiplantae; Streptophyta; Magnoliopsida; Cucurbitales; Cucurbitaceae
Product: TMV resistance protein N
Exons: 5
Coding region: 105-3275 (1056 amino acids)
Biological process (GO): signal transduction; defense response
Molecular function (GO): protein binding; ADP binding; ATP hydrolysis activity
Source: RefSeq, a predicted model, not a curated record